Molecule: messenger RNA, 2161 nt
Organism: Babesia bovis T2Bo
Lineage: Eukaryota; Apicomplexa; Aconoidasida; Piroplasmida; Babesiidae
Exons: 1
Coding region: 314-2083 (589 amino acids)
Source: RefSeq, a predicted model, not a curated record
UUUUAACGUUUUAUAUUUCAUAAAAUUAGAAUAUUUGAAUAAUAUUUCAAAUUAGCUUGUUAUUCAUCCACUAUUCUGGAUGCGUCGAUAAUAUACGACAUUGGUACUAUUUUAUCCCCGUUGGUGUAUUAUUUCUCCCCGCAAUACACUAUUUGUCAUUUUAAAACAUAAAGAAUAUCAAAAUGAUAUUCAUGUGGAUCUUUUAAGAUUUUUAAUUUUGAUUUGCUACAGUCGUGUGUCAAGGGAGAUUAUUAGGUACAAAGAAUGCUAUCUCUGUCAUUAACUACAAUGUGGUGGAUAUGAUAGCAACAACAUGUACUACCCGUAUCCAAAUGAUACAGGAUGCGCUGCCGCCAAUCCUUUCAUCGUGAAUUCGACGUUGACUACGAAGAAGCAUCUUACCAACACGGAGCUAAAGAUGCCAAGGAUUGAUCCAAAGCCCAUCGAAAUGUUCAUGUACACGAAUCAUAUGGAUCGCGAAAUGAUGUGGAAACCGAAUAGAUCGGGUAGUAAUAACCCCAACCGAGUGUAUCAAAGGAAUAUGCCAGAUGUCUCAUCAUAUAAUAUGGUUAAUCCAUACACUUUUGAUAACAGCACCACUGGUUGGGAUAACUACCUAUUACCAAAAGUCAAUCCGAAGGCAGGCAGAGUCAAAAAUAGUAUACAAAGUAAUGGAAAGAGAGGCUCAAAGGUAGCGCUUACGAAACCUAAGAGGUCAUAUGUUAGAAAGAACCGCGCUGAGGUAGAUGUUAGCUCGUUUGUACAACCUGACGAUGUGCCGGAUUGUGAUACUACAAAUGCUGGAUCGCCUGCCAUGAAAUACAUAAAACCAGUGUCACAAGGACAAAGAUAUGCCUUUACCAUGGAUUAUACCAACCCAUUUGCUGGUAACGACCUGGAAAAUAACGAUUUUCAGAUGUUUUGUCCGACACCCGUUUCUAAAUUUCGUGGAUAUAAAUGGGUGCUAGUUAAAGAUUCAGAACUACCAAACCCGGAGCACAAAGAGGUGCACACUUUCAGACCAUCGACAGAUAAUGCGUGUUGCAGCUGUGGACAAGCAUUACUACAGAUAUGCUCGUCAACCUUGUUGCAUAAUAAUCUCGAUAAGGGAAAUGUUACAAAGCCGUGCUAUGGAAACAUGACAAUGAACCAAGUGGAUGUACCUACACGGCAAAUUUCGGCAGUGGAGUCACAACUAGACUGCAAGGAUAGGCUGGUAUCGCGGACAACACCUAUGGAUACACAUAGAAGAAAUACUGAAAGUAGGGAUUUCCCCAAUGUCCCUACGUUCAUGCCUCCCUACUUUGGAGGUGUUCCACAAGAGUUCUAUAGUAAGCUUCAGGGAGAGUUGAUCUCCACAGCAAACGGGCCGAUUUUCCAACCAUAUCCAAUACCAUUGGUUUCUAAUGUUGGAUUGCCACCACCAAAGUACAAAGCAUGUGCGCAACCGUCGAAGGUAAGGAUAAAGAAGGGACAGAAAUUGGCAAACGGGGGUGACCAGGCUACAAUAUCUACGGAUGUGUCCGAUGCGGAUUGCCUGGCAACACCGCGACAUUUCAACAUGAUGCAGGUAAAUGAAGAUUUUAAAUACAUACCAAACGUGAUGAUGAUGCCAGAAAAGGUCCCAUAUAUGUUACCGGAGGAACAAAUGGAUCCGAUGCUACUACACCAACCAGAUGUAAUUGGCAACCCGGUUACCCACAUACCGGAUCUCAAGAGAAGACGUGAUCAAUACGAGUUUGAAGGACCCAUGAUGGAAACAUUUGAAUAUAUGCCGCCGCCAAUACAUUAUGUAAAUCCGUAUAACCCGCCCAUGUUCCCCCAACCGCCACAGAUUGUUUUUAAUGGGAAACUUCCAUUAAACCCGGAUAAUACCCAUGUUAUGCCGAAUCCAGUGGAUACUAAUAUGUACCAUACCAAGGCAGUGCCCACUGUAGUGGGAGAUGAUAUGAUGGGAUCAAGGAACUCAUCGGCAUUUGUAUUUUCAGACGCAGUGAAGGGAUCGGGUGAAUGUGAACGAAACACCACACGAUGCACAAACAACGUACAAGCGGAAGUCCCCGAUAGAACAAUCUAUGAUUGAUCAUGAGUAACAUAGUAAAUAAAAAUUUAUCGCAAUAUGUAACACGGCGCUUUAAGCGCACUAAUAUACGUAUUAUAC